Messenger RNA from Xenopus laevis (African clawed frog), 7132 nucleotides. RefSeq names its product eukaryotic translation initiation factor 4 gamma 3 (gene eif4g3.S). Lineage: Eukaryota; Metazoa; Chordata; Amphibia; Anura; Pipidae. The transcript has 35 exons. The coding region runs from base 933 to 6128 and encodes 1731 amino acids. The record is from RefSeq and is a predicted model, not a curated record.
CGGUCUUGUUAUUAUAUAUAUAUCACACACACCACAUAUAUAUAUAUUUAUCUCUCACACUGGUCACUACUUGUGCCUCACAAAGACUCAGCGUCAGGCCCGGGCGCUGAAUAAAAUAACCGGUGGAUUUAGGCAAAAGCCGACUGAAUUAUUGCGGGAGCCCUCGGGUAAUAGAGCGCACGACUCUCCCAGAGCAGUGACUCCGAGCGCCGCCGGAUUUUACCGAACACCUAGACCACGCCCUCACGCGUCUAAAACAAUCGCCACUCGCCUUUGGCUCCGCCUAUUCACCUCUCAACGUACUGACUCGCCCGCCCCUUAUUUCUCCUCAGUUUUCCCCUCCCACCCCGGCUGCACAAACCUUCUGAAACUCCUCCCUCCCUAACCCGGCCAUAGAGCUAAAGGUUUCCUUUUAAUUCCCGCCCUAUUUUCCGGAUCCCCUCCGACAUACGUCACGCGGUUGCCCUGUAAUUUCCCAGCGCUGGCACCCGCCCAUUUUUUCCGACCGCCUCCAAUUUCCUAACGCCCCGCCUCUUCCCUUAUAUACUCUCCGUUAGACCCGCCCCUUCCUAUAUAUACACUUCACGUUAGACACGCCCUUCCCCGAGUACCUCCGAUCUUUCUACUCUAGCUCCACCUCCAUCGCCCGAAGCCCUGCGGUAUCCCCGCCCCGGCCGGCAGCCCUGUCCCCGAGCGGAGCCGAAGCUUUCCGGAGGUUGCCGAGAGUCCGUCCUGCCGGACUAGUGGAGGCGGACGCAGCGCCAUGUUGGAUGCUCCGCUUUCUGAGUGAGGAAAAUCAGCCGGUUGUGAGGAGCCCCCGAAGCGACAGCGGCACCCGCCCCCCUGGGCCGUGUCCCUCCCCCAUGAGGAUCGGGUGUUGAGCCCCUGCCGCCUCCCCACUGCCCCUGUGCCCCGGGGGGCCCCGCUCUGUCAUGAGUCUCCCCCAGAAAGCGGCCCUCAAGCCGACCGGCACCGGAGCCCUAGUGCUUGGCCCUCCCCCCACUCUUGUCCCUCCCCCCGCGGCCCCCGCCGCCAUCCGGGCCCUUCAACCGCCGCCUCAAAUAUCCAGGGGAGCCCUGCAACAGACCCUCGAUGAGCGAAUCUUCACCCCCUCUGCCGUGUCUGCCGUCUACAGCACAGUUGCAGCACAAGUAGCCAGGCAGCCCGGCCCUCCAGCUCCAUCUCCCUAUUCUACACAUGAUUUAACCAAGGGACACCCCAAUCUGGCUGCCACCCCUCCUGGACAUGCCUCCUCCCCAGGACUCUCACAGGCUUCCUAUGCCUCCGGCCAGAGCCCGGCGCCCACCCUCGUCUACCCUCAGCCACCGCAGACUAUGAGCUCUCAGCCCCAGACUCGCUCACCAUUUGCAGCUGGACCCCGACCCGCCCAUCACCAGGGAGGAUUCAGACCCAUCCAGUUUUUCCAGAGGCCCCAGAUUCAGCCCCCCCGUGCCGCCAUCCAGACCAGUAGCCCCUCCAUCCGGACUGGAGCCCAGACGCAGAGUGCAGUGUAUCAGCCCAACCAGCACAUCAUGAUGGUCAAUCACCUGCCACUGUCAUACGCCAUGCCCCAGGGACCCCAGUACUGCAUCCCCCAGUACCGACACAGCGCUCCUCCAUACGUGGGGCCUCCUCAGCAGUAUCCAGUCCAGCCGCCUGGUCCUAAUCCGUUCUAUCCUGGCCCGGGUCCUGGAGACUUUCCAAACCCUUAUGGAGCCCCGUUCUACUCGAGCCCUCCUGUGUACCAGUCUGCGCCCAUCAUUGUGCCAACACAGCAGCAACAGCAGCAGCCCCCGCCUCCUGCCAAGCGAGAGAAGAAGCCGAUUAGAAUACGAGACCCCAAUCAAGGGGGCAAAGAUAUCACAGAGGAAAUCAUGUCUGGAGUGGGCAGCCGGAACUCCACCCCACCCAUCCUCAGACCCAGCUCUACACCGACGCCCCCUCAGUUUUUCUGUUCGCGCGCUCAUUAUCACCCUCUUUUGUACUUCAAAUCCCAGCAGCUGCCUAGCCAGGAGCAUGGCCCAGUGGUGUACAGGACUUUGGGGAGUCCUCAUCUCAUGGCAACUUUCCCUGCUGCUCCUGUCAGCGAACCCAAACCAGAGGAGAAGCCAAAACCAGACCUCACAUUAAAAUCCAGCCCUCCCCUGUGUGUGGGGCCCGAGUCCAUUGAUUUUGACAGCAGUGAUGCCAUGGAACAGGGGCCCAGACCCGCCUCUUCUGAACGAGCUGAACCAUGUCUUCUGCGGGGGGUAUCACCAGCUCCCAUUGUAGUAGCCACUGUGCCCAGCACACAAGCCUUUCCUUGCCACCUGGAAGAUACGAGGGGAAGCGAGAGCCCAACACAGGCCCCUACCCCCACCCCUCUGCAAGACUUGGACCCGGCUGAGACAGAGGAGAGUGUAUGCAAGGACUCUGUGGGGCAAAUCCCACCGGCUGAUGCCCCAGCGACUGCUCAAGAGAUGAAUGGACUAGGGGAUGAUAUUGGCACAGCAGACGGUGCCCUGGGGGAGGAACCAGCAGAAGUGGAUUUGGCCGAGUUGCCCGACUUGGCCACAUCGAUGGAUUCAGAGAUUGAAUUCACUACUCCUUCCAACGUGCCUCUCUCCUCCCCACAGCCCUCUCCUCCUCCUCCUCUCAUUGCUGCUACUCUACUCACUACCACUAGACUCUCCCCUCCUGCCGCUGCCCCCCCCUGUGCCCAAGAUGUGGAAGAGCAGGAGGACGAGGGCACAACUUCCAUCCUAGAGAGUGAAGCAGAGGAACAGAACAAAGGGAAAACAGAGGGGGACUCCGAACUGGAAGCCGAUGUGAAAUUCCUGAGCAUCAGCUCUACACAAAGCCCAGUGGAAGCCCCAACCACCGCCAUAAGUGCACCAAAGAUGUGGCAGAAACCAAAAGAUGAGACUCUAGAUAUGGGGGAGACUUCACAGUCCGACGCAGAGCCACAAUAUGAUGCUGAUCUCCUGGAGGACAAAGUCACAGAAGUGGAUCAAGAUCCAGUCACCUGCAGCAGCAGCAGCGCAGUAGAAACAGAGCACCUGUACCUGAGCAAUAUGAAAGCACAGGAGCAGAAUGGAGAGGUGGAACCAAUACGCAAUGGGGCUGAUGCCAACUCUGAGGGUGAAGGGACAGAUUUACCAUCAAGCUCAGAGGAAGGUUCGGCCUACCCUUAUACUAAAGCAGAGGGCAGUGCAGUUGAGGAAUCUUCUGAUGCCUCUCAGGAGCCCCCGGCACCCCAAGCUGAUGGCAAGCGUCAGUAUAAUCGGGAUUUCUUGCUGGGCUUCCAGUUCAUGCCUGCGUGUGUUCAUAAGCCUGAGGGCCUUCCCCCAAUCAGCGAUGUCGUUCUGGACAAGAUCAAUCAGCCCAAGUUACCCAUUAGGGCCCUGGACACUCGGAUGCUGCAGAGAGGGCCAGACUUCACCCCUGCCUAUGCAGAUUUUGGGAGACCUGCCCCCGGUGGCCGAGGCAUGCCACUACUGAGUGUGGGUCCCAGGAGGUCCCAGCCAGGACAGAGGCGGGAGCCCAGGAAAAUCAUCAUGAAUAUCUCUGUGAGCGACGACAUCCACUUGAAAAAAGCAGAAAACGCCUGGAAGCCCAAUGUCAAAAGGGAAAGUCUGCCGGAGGAUCCAGACAGCAUCAGAACUCAGGCCCUGUUCCGCAAGGUCCGAAGCAUUCUGAACAAACUCACCCCCCAGAUGUUCAACCAACUCAUGAAGCAGGUGACGGAUCUGACUGUAGACACGGAGGAGAGACUCAAAGGAGUCAUUGAUCUGGUGUUUGAGAAAGCAAUCGAUGAGCCCGGCUUCUCCGUGGCCUAUGCCAACAUGUGCCGAUGCCUUGCUACGCUGAAAGUGCCGAUGGCCGACAAGCCGGGGAGCACGGUGAACUUCCGCAAGCUGCUGCUGAACCGCUGCCAGAAGGAGUUUGAAAAAGACAAAGCAGACGACGAUGUUUUUGAAAAGAAGCAAAAAGAUCUAGAAUUGGCCACAACGCCAGAGGAGAAGUCGCGGCUACAGGAGGAGCUGGAAGAGGCUAAAGACAAAGCCCGGCGCAGGUCCAUUGGGAACAUAAAGUUUAUUGGAGAGUUAUUUAAGCUGAAGAUGCUGACAGAAGCCAUUAUGCACGACUGUGUGGUCAAACUGCUCAAGAACCACGACGAGGAAUCACUCGAGUGCUUGUGCCGGUUACUCACCACCAUCGGCAAAGACCUGGACUUUGAGAAAGCCAAACCACGUAUGGAUCAGUACUUUCACCAGAUGGUGAAGAUCGUAAAGGAGAGAAAAACCUCUUCUAGAAUCCGGUUUAUGCUGCAGGACAUUAUAGACCUCAGACUGAAUAACUGGGUGUCCCGGAGGGCAGACCAGGGGCCCAAGACCAUCGAGCAGAUCCAUAAAGAGGCCAAAAUAGAAGAACAGGAGGAACAGAGAAAAGUGCAGCAGUUAAUGACCAAAGAGAAGAGGAGACCAGGGGUGCAGAGAGUGGAUGAAGGCGGAUGGAACACGGUGCAGGGGGCAAAGAAUAACAGGGUGCUGGACCCUUCCAAGUUUCUGAAAAUCACUAAGCCCACCAUAGAUGAGAAGAUCCAGUUGGUUCCCAAAGCUCAGCCUGGCAGCUGGUUAAAGGGGAGCAGUGGAGGUGCCAAGGCCAGUGAGACUGAAUCUCUGAGACCAGGAGCCCCCGGCCUGAACAGGUUCUCUGCCCUGCAGCAGCCACUCUCUUCUGUGUCUUCUUCCUCCUCCUCAGCUGAUCUGGAAUCUCGCAGGUUAAUAACCAGUAGCCGUGGAAGUGCAGGGCGAGAGAAAAACGACAAAUCUUCUGCACCUUCAUCCGUCUCCGCUGCACCCCGUCCCAGCCCCCCCCUGCACGACUUGGGUGAUAAUCAGGAAGAACAUCGCCGGGAGACCCUCCAGACUGUGAAACAGCUGAGCAGCAUCACUGAACCCGACAAGAACACUGUGCCAGAAAGACGCCCCAAAGAGCCAGCCAAGUCCGAGCCAUCAGAACCAGACAAACUAACUCUGUCGGAAGAGGAGAUGGAGAGGAAAUCCAAGGCCAUCAUUGAUGAGUUCCUCCAUAUUCACGACUACAAGGAGGCCAUGCAGUGUGUCGAGGAGUUUGGUGCCAACGGGCCGCUGUCAGCGUUUGUGCGACAGGGAGUGGAGUCGACGCUGGAACGGAGUCAGAUCACCAGGGAUCACAUGGGACAGCUCCUCUACCAGCUGGUCCAGUCGGGCACACUCAGCAAACAGGACUUCUUCACAGGGUUCUCAGAGACUCUGGAGCUGGCAGACGACAUGGCUAUUGAUAUCCCCCACAUCUGGCUGUACCUAGCCGAGCUGGUGACCCCCAUGUUGAAAGAAGGCGGGAUCUCUCUACGAGAACUGAUAACAGAGUUUGGUAAAGCUCUGCUCCCUGUGGGACGUGGAGGAGUAUUAUUGUCAGAAAUAUUGCACCUUCUAUGCAAACAAAUGAGCCAUAAGCGAGUAGCCACAUUGUGGAGAGAGACCGGACUUCAGUGGAAUGACCUGUUACCUGAAGGAGAAGAUGUCCAGAGCUUUGUCAGUGAGAAGAACUUGGACUUCACGCUGUCCGACUGCUCCAGCCCUUCUGAGAAUCUUUCCAAGAAAGAGAUGUCGGCCGAGGAGCAGAACAAGAGGCUGGAGCAGCUCAUUAUACAGGAAAAGGCUAACGAUGAGCAGAUCUUUGAUUGGGUAGAGGCUAAUCUAGAGGAGAGUCAGAUGAGUUCGCCUACAUUCCUUAGAGCUUUAAUGACGGCGGUGUGCAAAACGGCAAUUUUAGGGGACUGUUCUUCCUGCCGCGUGGACACUUCCUUCCUCAAGCAGAGGGUUCCAGUUCUACUAAAGUAUCUGGACUCUGACACAGAGCGAGAACUACAAGCACUUUAUGCACUACAAGCAUUAAUAGUAACACUUGAUCAACCUCCCAACUUGUUGCGCAUGUUUUUCGAUUGCCUCUAUGACGAGGAGGUGAUUUCGGAGGACGCCUUCUACAAAUGGGAGAGCAGUAAGGACCCAGCAGAACAAGAUGGCAAGGGGGUGGCACUAAAGUCGGUGACGGCCUUCUUCACGUGGCUGCGGGAGGCAGAGGAGGAGUCGGAGGACAACUAGAAACUUGAAUGAAAUCGCUCAGCCUCUCCCGCAGCCGCUCGGAGCAGUUUCAGCCUCUUUAUUCACUUCAGCUUUUGGCUUUUCUCUCUUUUUCUUCCGGUUUCGCCAGUCGGGGUUCAGCCAAUCGGAUUCCCCGGGGGGGGGGGAUACGACGAACUCGAGGUUAUAGGAAAAGGUGCCCAAACCAGUGUUUAGAUUGUGGAGGUGAUCACCUCACAAUGUGAUGGGGAAAGUGUGACCCCCAGAUGGGCGAGGGGGGGAUUGACCCCUUUCCCACAUUCUAUUUAUUAGAGUCGAUAUUUUCUGUUUUAAAGUUUCCCCACUUUAUUUUUUAAAAAAAAACUCCCCCAAACCAGAGACUCGUCUUGAAACCUCCAAUCACUUGAGAGGAGAAAUAAUUUAUUGCUUUAUGGACUGCAGGUGCCAGUGGUUCUGAUACUUUUCUUUUAAUUUGUGGUACCGAUCAACUAACCCUAACAUAGGAGCUGGAUCCCUCUCCCUUGCUGUGUAGCCUCUUUGCCCUCACUAAGGUGGGGCUUUGCUUUCCCCCUGGGGAUCAGGGCACAGUUAGUCUGGAGCAGCAUCAGGAAUGGUCUGGUGUUAGCCGGGGAGCAUGCAGGUGUACCCCAAUUUCUCCAUGCAAGCAGUUGGAUUUGGGUUCUUCUAGGCCUUGUGCCCUGCCCUCUGUACCCAGCUGUGAUUGCCCUGGGUAUGUACCAAUCAGGGGAGUGGAUUAGGAGGUCCCCAUGUGUUGCCCACCUGCAGUCGCUACAUAGAAGGGAGAGGGGCAAAUGGGCUUGCAAUCUAGCUGUGGCCCUGACACGACUAUAAUAAAGAGCUGGAACUGAAUAUGGACUGUCCCGGAGAAGCUGAUCCGACUGCGGGGUCUUUCCAAGCAAUUGGCAAAAGAGACUGUGAGAUGCUUUUCUCUUACAUUGUAUUUCUAUUCAUUUUAGCCUGGUUUCCUAUGGAAAAGAAGGCUAAUAAAGUAACCUGUACCCUGA